Molecule: messenger RNA, 1853 nt
Organism: Setaria italica (foxtail millet)
Lineage: Eukaryota; Viridiplantae; Streptophyta; Magnoliopsida; Poales; Poaceae
Exons: 3
Coding region: 474-1679 (401 amino acids)
Source: RefSeq, a predicted model, not a curated record
AAGAGCCCAUUUAGUAAACCAUACUUGGCACACCAUCUGCGUUAAUUUUCUACUCUGUCAUUGUUUUGACCUUGGCUAUCAACUACAGAUUGCUUGAUGGGAAAGCCAUAGAGCAGUCAAGCCAGGGAACCAAUCCAUGUAGUUUCUGUUUACUUUUUUUUUCCUUGCUAUUAUUUUUUGUUGUUAUCACUCUUAUUAAUAACUGUCCGAGAAAAAGGAAUCUCGUAUUAAUAAUAGUGCUCUUGUAAAUGUAUUGUUUCGCAGAACCAAGAUGAAGAAAGAAUUAGUGUGCUACCUGAUCAUAUUUUGCUCGCCAUCCUUGAUCGCCUCAAACUGCUGUAGUGAUCCAGGCCAGCACACUCUCCAAGCGAUGGGCACACCUCCCUCGCUUGCUCACUCACCUGCUCAUAGACGUGUCACACUUCUUGCCUCGUGACAAAAACAAGAGGGAAAAUUGCACUGUGGAUCAGAUUAUGACCACAUACACAGGAGUGGUGAGGAGGUUGCUGCUGUCGCCUUCCUCUGACAACCGAGCCAUUGAACGACUGCAGCUCAGCUUCUAUAUGGCAGAUCCUUACCUGCUCUCCAUCGGCCGUGCUGUUGGUAAUGUCGUGGAACAUGGCAACACCAAGAGCCUCCAGUUCACAAUCUGGGCAGAUACUCAUCAUCCAAGCUACGAGCACUGUGUGUUGCUUGGAGAACGGUUCAUGUCCUUCUUCCACGCUUGUCCCUCCGCUUUCAGAUGGCUCACCAAUCUUAUCUUGCAAAACAUCACAUUUGGAGAGACUGAUAUAUCCAAAAUCCUCAAUGCCUGCACCAAGCUGGAGUUUCUCUCAUUGACCUACUGUGACUCUGUCAUUGACCCUGCCACCGGCGAUGAUGUGGUCCUAACAAUAGAUGUACCGCACUCGGCACUCGUUGCCCUUGACAUCACCACCUGUGGGUAUGCAGGGGUAGACCUGAUCCAGGCACCGAAACUUCAGAGGCUGGUCUGUGCUAACUGGAUUGGUGCGAAUCCCCCGCUGCGCUUUGGCAAUGUGCCCCACCUUCAGAGCAUUACCCUCCGUCAUGCUGCUCUUCAUUGGCAGAGACCAUUCCCGUUGAGCCACUGUUUCUCCAAUACCACAAGCUUAUCAAUUAUGUACCUUAAUUUCGCCGAUCAAAUGAUUUGGAUUGAACCAGAAGAUCCAAAGCAUCUGUCCCCUAUAUUCAGUCACCUGAGAGAUGUAUAUCUUUACAAUAUUUUCUAUGAAUGUGACCUAAACUGGACUAUGUUUGUUCUUGAAGCCGCACCUUCCUUGUCAAAUUUUUAUCUUAAGUUAUCUCGGCAUCCAUGCGAAAGAAGCAGGUGCGAGGACAGUGCUACGAAGGUGAACGUGCCGUGGGAUCAAACAUCACCUGACUUCAAGCACCGUUGGUUGAGCCUGCUAGAGAUAGUGGGCUUUGUGGUGGAUGAGAAGCUGACAAAAUACAUAAGGCUUAUCAUGGAGCUCGCCAUGGGCUUGAAGAGGAUUCGUUUGCUUGAUCAAGAGCCGUGUGCUAGGUGCAAUGCCAUGAACAAUGGGCAGCCUCUGUCCCCGACCAGAUGGAGAUUUCCAGCAGAGGAAGAAGAGAAGAAUGCAAUAAGGCAGCAACUUGUAGAUGGCUUCUCCUCUCCUGUUGAAAUAAGCAUAGGAUGACAUGGUUCUCUCAUCAUCCCAACAAAUAAUUGUAAGCCUAGUAUCUCCAGCUCCGGUUGUUUCGAUGCUGAGUGGUGUUGUGAGAAUGCCUUCUAUCAGCUAUGUAUAAUAUGCCAGAUGACCUUAAUUUAUUGUUUUUUAAUAAUGGAAAAAGGAGUUCCGGCCUUUUGCUUC